Molecule: messenger RNA, 6294 nt
Organism: Jaculus jaculus (lesser Egyptian jerboa)
Lineage: Eukaryota; Metazoa; Chordata; Mammalia; Rodentia; Dipodidae
Gene: Cbfa2t2
Product: CBFA2/RUNX1 partner transcriptional co-repressor 2
Exons: 11
Coding region: 137-1864 (575 amino acids)
Biological process (GO): DNA-templated transcription; negative regulation of DNA-templated transcription
Cellular component (GO): nucleus
Molecular function (GO): transcription corepressor activity
Source: RefSeq, a predicted model, not a curated record
UCUCCGAUUGGGCUUUAAAGACUAGGAGGAGAAAAGAGGAGCCUUUUAAUUCCCAUUUCAAGUAGAUUUCAUAUAUUAAGAAUCCUGAUUUAUAUAAUCUGGCAUUUGAGUUGCUUGUGAGAAAAGGGUGCCAGCAAUGCCUGGAUCGCCUGUGGAAGUGAAGAUACAGUCAAGGUCUUCGCCUCCCAUCAUGCCACCUCUCCCACCAAUAAAUUCUACAGGACCGAGGCCAGUGUCCUUCACCCCUACAGCAUUAAGCAAUGGCAUCAACCAUUCCCCUCCUACCCUGAAUGGUGCCCCAUCACCACCACAGAGAUUCAGCAAUGGUCCUGCCUCUUCUACAUCAUCUGCACUAACAAAUCAACAACUGCCAGCCACCUGUGGUGCUAGGCAACUCAGCAAGUUGAAACGCUUUCUCACCACCCUGCAACAGUUUGGCAAUGACAUCUCACCAGAGAUUGGGGAGAAGGUUCGAACUCUUGUCCUAGCCCUGGUGAACUCAACAGUAACAAUUGAAGAAUUCCAUUGCAAGCUCCAGGAGGCUACAAACUUUCCUCUUCGUCCUUUUGUGAUUCCAUUUCUUAAGGCCAACCUGCCCCUGCUGCAGCGAGAACUGCUGCACUGCGCUCGGGCCGCCAAGCAGACCCCGUCCCAGUACCUGGCUCAGCACGAGCACCUUCUGCUCAACACCAGUAUUGCAUCUCCCGCUGACUCCGCUGAGCUGCUCAUGGAGGUGCAUGGAAAUGGAAAGAGACCCAGUCCAGAGAGGAGAGAAGAGAAUAGUUUUGAAAGAGAUACCAUUCCUCCUGAGCCUCCUGCCAAGAGAGUGUGUACUAUCAGUCCUGCUCCUCGGCACAGUCCUGCCCUCACUGUGCCCCUCAUGAAUCCUGGGGGCCAGUUCCAUCCUACUCCUCCACCUCUUCAGCACUAUACAUUAGAAGAUAUUGCAACCUCCCACCUGUAUCGGGAACCUAACAAGAUGCUAGAACAUCGAGAAGUUCGUGAGAGGCACCACAAUCUUAGUCUAAAUGGAGGUUAUCAAGACGAGCUGGUAGACCACCGUUUGACAGAAAGGGAAUGGGCUGAUGAAUGGAAACAUCUUGAUCAUGCCCUGAACUGCAUUAUGGAAAUGGUAGAGAAAACAAGGCGCUCCAUGGCAGUCUUGAGGCGCUGUCAAGAAUCUGAUCGGGAGGAACUCAACUACUGGAAAAGACGAUUUAAUGAAAAUACAGAGAUGAGGAAAACUGGGACUGAGCUGGUUUCUAGGCAGCACAGCCCUGGGAGUACAGAUUCUCUCAGCAGUGAUUCCCAGCGGGAAUUCACCAGCAGGCCAGGGACAGGAUAUGUGCCUGUGGAAUUUUGGAAGAAAACAGAAGAAGCUGUGAAUAAGGUGAAAAUUCAGGCCAUGUCCGAAGUACAGAAGGCAGUAGCUGAGGCCGAGCAGAAAGCCUUUGAAGUGAUUGCAACCGAGAGAGCACGAAUGGAGCAGACGAUCGCAGACGUCAAGCGACAGGCUGCAGAGGAUGCCUUCCUUGUCAUCAGCGAGCAAGAAGAGUCAACCGAGAACUGCUGGAACUGUGGCCGAAAAGCCAGUGAGACGUGCAGUGGCUGCAACAUUGCUCGGUACUGUGGCUCUUUCUGCCAGCACAAAGACUGGGAGCGGCACCACCGCCUCUGUGGCCAGAGUCUGCAUGGCCAGAGUCCCCACAGCCAGAGCCGGCCGCUGCUUCCCGGGGGGAGGGGCUCCUCAGCCAGGUCAACUGACUGCAGUGUGCCCAGCCCAGCCCUGGACAAGACCUCAGCCACCACCUCACGUUCCUCAACACCUGCCUCUGUGACAGCCAUAGAUACCAACGGACUCUGAACCUCAAAUCCCUCUCGUCCUGAUGACCACUCCACAUGGUAGAACCCUUGCACCAGGGAUGUGGCAAUUGGAACAAGUGGUUUGGGGUCAUCAGCAAGAAAUGAAGUGCUGGCAGGAAGCGCCCAGUAGCAUUCUACAUCCUCUCUGGGGUUUGCCAUAUGUCCUUGGAGAGCUAGUUGCCAUUCUCUGCACAUAGGCAGGGGUCUUGAGCUGCCUCCUCCAUGGCCUUCCUGGUGCAUUCCUAAAGCUGGCACAGCCAGCGCCUUCUCAGUGUAGACCACCAGCUCCCCCUGGCCUUGCAUCAGCAGAUUGGCAAAAGUGCUCAAACAGGUGUCCAUCCUCUCUCCCAUUCCAUCCAUCGUCCUCAUGUGGUAGAGGCGUGGAGGCUGGCAGAAGGCUAAGGAAGACGCUUUUUCCCCCACCCCCAAACAAUUCCUUGGCUCCUAUGUCCACCCUUAGCAGAUGACACCAGUUGGCCUAAUAGAGACUUGAGUAACCAAAAAGCAGCACUCAGGACUUCCUCCUGAGCUGUGCUGUUCAGCCUGUUAAGAUGCUCAGAAACAACAGGAAGGAAGUCACCACAUCAUUAAAGCACGCGUCACGAAAAACAAAAAAGAAAUAAUGUCUUUCCCACACAUGACAGAUCAUUUGGAAUAGAUUUUCCAAUCUGGCGGCCCCUAUAGUUUGGAAUCCAUCUUUUUCCUGUCUCUCACUUGAUUUUGCUUGUGCUGAAAAUAGUUUCCAACGCAUGGAUUGGUCCGAGGGAGGAUGAGACUAUCAUGCUAGUCUUUUUCUCUCUGAGCAUGUUGGCCAAACUAGUAUCGUCAAAAUACUGAGUGGAUCACCUUUUGGAAAUGCUGAACACAUUGCCACUGCUUGACUGUUUGCACGGUCGUCCUGUGUUCUUUUAUCUCAGACUGCACGUGUCUGGAUCAUAGAGCUCACCUUGGCUCCUGUUAGGCUGUGGUUGUCACGCUGGAUAUGUUGGGGUAUUUUAGCAGGACCUUUCCACACAUCAGGCCUGGUUUCAUCUGAGCAGCCCUCCUGAGCCUGAAGGAUUCUUUAUACCUGGUUUCAUGGUAUUGUGCCACUUCAUUGGUUCAUUAUCAAGCUACAAUCUGUCUCUCUUCGCCUGUGAUGCCUCUGGUGGAUUCCCUCUGAGAUCAGAAAGAUUUGUGAAGUGUGACAACUAUUUGGGAAAUCGUCCCCAUUUUUUCCUCCCAUCUUCAGUGACUUCCCAGCUACUUGCUUUUCUCCUAAGCAGGACAUCACCUGUACCCUGUCCAGAGUGCUGGGCACUGCUUCAUACCUCUUUCCAUGCCAUUGGGGUUUUGUUAGGAGCCCUAAGCCUUUGCCCCUCCCACUUGCCAUCUCCAAGCUUCCAGCAUCCUUCUGCCUGUGGAAUCAGCUGGGAUGAGUUACUUGGCCUUGAUUGUGCUUACUUUUGGAAGCCACUGUCAGAUUACCAUCUUUUUUUAAAUUUUUAUUAAUUUAUUGAGAGAGUGGGAGAGAGAGAAUAGGCAUGCCAGGGACUUCAGCUGCUGCAAAUGAACUCCAGACACAUGUGUCACUUUGUGCAUCUGGCUUACAUGGGUCCUGGGGACUCGAACCUGAGUUCUUUCUAUUUGCAGGCAAGCGCCUUAACCACUAAGCCAUCUCUGCAGCCCAGAUUACCGUCUUUUAUGCAGUGACCCAAGUCUGGAAUAAGGCUCUUAGUCCCAUAAAAGAAAGGGAUUGACAUAGGUGGCAUUGUGUUACAUAGAGUUGUAGCUCAUUUUAAGAAUGUUGAGUCCCUAUCUUACCUCUUGACCAAGGGUUUUCAGUCUUAGAAAGAAGCUCACUGCAAGAUACCUUUAAAAUACUGGUUGAUGGUGUAUAAAAUAAGGCAGAUCCAGAGGAGAAAAGAAAAUAAUCAUGUUAUUUUGCCAUGGAAUACCCCAGACCCAUUGCUUCCCAGUCAAAUAUAGCUUGCUCUCCCCUACCCUAAUCACAUCUGCCUCCGAGAGUCCCAGCCACCGGGGCCACCCUGACUGCCAACAUGGAGUCAGUCCCCAGAAAACACAUUGCUCACAUUUACCAGAGAAGGUCAUAGGCUUCAUGUUAAGCACUGGGUCUGCAUCUUCUGGCCACAAGACUAGUCAGGGUAAUUCCCGCUUUCUACUGGUUGGAACAGAGUUUAAACCAAGAAAAUAGUACUUACUGGGGCGCAAGAUGAAUUACUGUAGUAAAGAUUUAAUGCACAAAGCUUGGUCUACUUUGGGGACAGUAGUUGUAAUGAUUGACGCUGUUCUGGGCUGCUCUGCUCCUGUGCCGCCCCCUACAGGCCCAUUUAGAAACCAGGCAUACACUGUAGCUCAGUUCUCAGACCUGUCGCUUGUAUUGAUUCUGGUCAGCCUCGCGUCUUAAGAGACUCAGGCAUUUGUUUAGGAUUUCCUAGUCAGAUUUGAGGAGUCCCCUUCUCCAACUCCUUUCUGAAACCCUCCAACUCUGCAGUGAAAAGGUAGUGCAGCAUUGAGGGGUCGUAGGUGGCUGGUGGUACAGGAGCAGAUUCCAGCUCCCACUUGUUAGUGGGUGAUCCACCCCACCCCAGUUAGGUUGCAGGUGGACCUGAAGACUCCAUUUCUUUGCACGAGGAUAGACAGGAAGCAGACGAGUCAGUGGCUUAAAAGUCUGGCUUCUAUCUACAGUAAAUAUUUGGGGCCCGGCUGGUGAUAUAAAUGGUGGCAGGUCAGUCACAAGGCAUGUGACUUGAGAGCACGUCUGGAGGAUGAGGGCAGUGCUCAGCAUCUCUGCUGAGGGACACUGACAAGUGGUGGAACCUCAUGUCCUCUCACCAAGAGAGAACUGUCUUGGAAGCAUCCCAAGGGAUCAUUGAGGGUAGGCUGUUCCUGUUGCGGUUGUCUUCUAGGUCCUUAUUCCUGGGCACCAUUUCUCACUUUAUCCAGUGGCAAAGACUUGGUAAGCUGUUGAAGCCACCUGCUCAGGAAUGGGGUCCCCUUAAGAUGUGACCCCCCCCCAUCCCUUCCCCACUGGGUGCCUGCGGCUCAGCAGCUUUGCUCAUGCCUUGUGUCUAGGUGGUGAAGGCAGGCCUGCUGGCUCUUCCCUGAGGCACAAUUCUGUCAUGCUGCUGCCCUGGAUCCAAGCAUGGGGACAGCAGAUCUGCACCUGGAAUUAGCUGUCGCCCUCUGCAGUGUGAACUCCUUUGGCUUAUUUGGGCCUGUUGGUCCCCAGGAAGUAUAUCACAGCGUGGUGUCAACUUGAACAUCUUUAUUUUCCAAACAGAAAAUCUACAUUUUACUUUGUACAGCCCUUUCUCAAAAGAUAACGAUUUCCCUUCUGUCACCACUUGCAGCAGGCAUGGACAUUGUUCUGAGCAGUUGUGGAAGAUGCAACAGAACUGGAAUUGUAUGGCCUUGAGUUCUCCAGAGAGAAAGCCUGAGGAAGGAGCAGAUGGGCGUUGUGCUGGAAAGGUCGAAGGGGUUGUGGGUUGAAUAAAUCAUGACAAACAGGACACAUCUUGGAGGCUGUCUUCAGAACUGGACUUAGAACCAAGGCGUCCAGGCCCCGGGUCAGGAGCCCACACCAGUUUGCUUCAGUAGUUUUUAGCUCUUUGCAGAGAAGUGGGUGAUGGCAUGUUUGAACCAAAUGUGAGAAAGGCCAGAAGGACGCGAGCUGAUCCAGCUUGAGCCAGACGGCCCGCUGUCAGAAGAGCCCAGCGCUGGCUGGCCUGGGAUGCGGGGCAUGCACCAGAGCCCUUCCCACUUGAUUAUAGUUCUUGUGAAGCCAAAAUGUCGACUACCUGCCUCUGCCCCAUGUGUUGACGUGUGCAUUUCCAAAGACGGUGGAGCCGCAUGGGCCAGGUGGAAGUUGGGAGGGCUUUGUACCCCACUUCCGCCACCACAGCCCCAUAGGGGACGCUUCCCUUGCAGAUCCCACCUGGUCAGGCCUCAGCUGCCCAAUACAAACUCCUGUCGAUGUUUAUACCAAAUAGGGUAUGCACGGCUGUUGUCUGUCAGGGACGGCCCUGUCCCCGCCUUGUUGGCAGGGAGAAGCAGCAAUAAGCACUCAGUGAAUGGUUGAAAGGGCUGUUUGGCUGCAAGGCCUUCUUUCCACUUAGGUGGCCUUCCAAGUUCUGAUGAGGCUGCAAAGGCUCCAUCUAUAGAAAAACCCAAUAAUGUAAAUGCAUAGAAAACCAAGCCUCCCGGCACGGCUUGCAAAAGAACAGUGAACGUGAAGCCGCCCACAGGAUGCACUAGACUCUGGUUUUUCUGUGCUCUUGUCAUCUUACUCUUGAUAGGAACUUUUGUUACUUAACUCUGUGCAUAACUUAUUUAAUGUACUGUAUAAAUGAACCAAAACUGUUAAAUAUGUAUUUAGUUUGUUCUACUUAAAGUAGUUAAUAAAAAGGCUAUAUUCCUUUUCUGACUCAA